AUGAAUACAGAUAAGACCGGUGGUUCCACAGUGUAUGGGCCGGACCAUCCAGACAGUCAACAUUACGAAGACUCGGAUUCAGCAAUGGCGACAGCCAUCCAACAAUCGAUUGACUCUUCUAAUAACAAUUUCAAAGCAGUUGAAGGAAAUUAUUAUCAGAAAUAUGGUGAACAAGAGUCAGGUGAACUGCAGAAAUUUGGCCCAGCUACUAGAGAAAGUUACGAUUCUAAGCAAUGGGGUAUAGUUCCUUACAGCGAAGCUUCUUCUUCUACCUCCACGGUAGCUGCUGGGUUGCAACAAGCACAAGGAUCAACUACACCUAUUAUAUAUGAAUUCCGAAAUGGUAUUCCAAUAGUUUUACCUGCUGACGAUGCUAUUUAUAUUGCCCCCUUGAUGAUGAUUAUUCACUCCAUUCCUCUUGGACGCAAGGCACUAUUGAAUGGCGGAGUAGAUUUGGUUCCUGAUUACGGUUUCGAUCCACUCUGGUGGCUUGGCGAAAAGCUUAUCGAUUUACAGGAUGGUCCGAUACAUAAUAGAGAGAGGCUGAUGAUCGAGAUUCAGCGGUAUACUGCUUUUCUAGAUGGUGAAUCACGAAGACCUUGUGCGUUAAUAGCAGGUGUCAUCUCCGAAGCUGGACCAAGGGCUUCAAAGCUAAUACUUAAAUCCAAUUCACAAGAUGAAAAACCAAUUGGAAGAUUCUUGCAGGACUUGGUCAAGUUUUGGGGUCCAGAUUCUGAAUUUGCUAAUGUAUUUCAAUCAACCGCUAUGCAAGAGAGGCCAUCAUCUUUUGAAGAGGAAGACGGUGAAGUUAUUCAGAAGUUUACUAAUUUGGUUACUGACGUGACAGUUGCGCUUCAACAAUCAAUAUACGACUUUAUCGAUGAUUUAAUGUCUGCUGAUGGUGGAGCUCCGACUACUUUUAUCAAAGACAUCAGUGACAUUGUAAAUAUCACCAUCAAACGAGAUGAUGGAAAUUCUGGUACUGGUAUAGAAAUUCCUGCAAUAUGGUAUCCAGAUCGAUAUUCUGAAGAGUAUUUUGAAUGUGUCAAUCUAUUACAUCGAAGAAGAACAGAGUUCCGUAAACAACUUACAGAUUUGAAUGCGAGACGACUUGAGAUCUCAUCAACAAAGGGCAAGGAUAUUUCUAAGCUGCUGAACAUUUCCUAUGAUUAUAUCAAGGAAAUUAGCGAAAAGGCAUCUGAUGAAGAUAAAGAAAAUUUCAGUUUAGUAGAAAAAGAGCUUGCGGAUGUAAAAAACUUGUACAAACACCGAAAAGAAUCCAUCGUUGAACAAGUAACUCAAACACAACAAAUAAUGCUCCGUGAGGCGAAUCUUUUCAAAGGCUUAUUGAGCGACGAAGAUAAGAAGUAUCUGGCAGAAAUUUAUCCUGCAGCCCAGUCUCUUCCUGCUAUGCGGCCAUACAGGUUGCGAGGUCUUAUAAUAAGCCCGACUGAAUUCUGUUUCUUGCGGUCACAACCAGCAGAUGAUGAUGUCGACCUUGUUGAUUUGGGAAAUGACGGUGACAGCGAGAAAUCGUUUCGAGACCCCACUUGGACUAAGAUUGUUUGGGGGGAUCUGAGUGAGAACGGCUCUAGUGAAUUGUAUGUUGGGCAAAUCACUCAGCAGGAUGCGAUAAAUUGGGCCAAACAAGGCUCCUCCGGUUAUAAAUGGCAAGAAGUAGUUGCUUUCUAUGCAAACGAUUAUGCUACAAAUGUAGAGGCACACAAAGUUGCCCUUUCGGAAGGACUGAGGAAGUUUAUUCAAGCUGAUAAACAAUGUCUUGAGGAUCAGGUUGCGAACGUCAAAGAAGAUGAAGAGAUCAAAGUGGAGCAUGAAGAGAAGUCUAGAUAG
This is a messenger RNA of Sugiyamaella lignohabitans, 1851 nucleotides long. RefSeq lists its product as uncharacterized. The transcript has a single exon. Gene Ontology annotation, cellular component: nucleus; cytosol. The record is from RefSeq and is a predicted model, not a curated record. Gene Ontology annotation, biological process: protein deubiquitination. The coding region runs from base 1 to 1851 and encodes 616 amino acids. Lineage: Eukaryota; Fungi; Ascomycota; Dipodascomycetes; Dipodascales; Trichomonascaceae.